AUAACAAAUCACAUAUUAAAGCAAUUAUUUCGAAAUUUACAAAAUAUCAGAGAUGCAUCAUUGACAUAGGAUCGUUAACAUUUCAAAUAUUAGAUAACCGUUGAAAACUUGUUGACAAAAAACGUGCAAAAUUAAAAUUAUUAAAAUCUGGCGAAUUUGGGCAAUAAAAUAACAGACAGCCAGACAUUCAUAAUUCUAACGAAAACUCCAUCGUAAAAAUGGAACAAGAUGAAGAAUUUGAUAUAUCGAGUGAUCAAAAGCAUUUAAAUGUGAUAAUUCAUCUUGACAUCGAUUAUUUCUAUGCUCAAGUCGAGGAAAUUCUUAAUCCUGAAUUAAAAGAUAAGCCAUUAGGUGUUAAACAAGGCUUAAACAUCGUCACAUGUAACUAUAUAGCACGCGAAUAUGGAGUUGGGAAGUGGAAACCGAUGAAGGAAUGUCUAGAGAAAUGUCCAGAGCUUGUUGUUGUGAAUGGCGAAGACUUGACGAAUUAUAAAGUUUAUUCAAAGCGUGUCAGUGAAUUAUUGCACAAAAUGUUUGGAACUACAGAACGAAUUGGACUUGAUGAGCAUUAUAUAGACAUAACAAAGGAGAUUGAACGACAAUUAACGGAACUGGAUGAUGUAGCUGAACAUCAAUUUCUUGGACCAAUUUAUCCAGACGAAGAAACGUUUAAUCAAUGUAAUUGUGGAUGUAAGACAAGACUUAUGAUAGGUACAGAAAUAGCAGAUCGUGUACGAAAGCGACUUUAUGAAGAUCUUAAAUUAACAUGCUCAAUAGGAAUAUCACAUAAUAAGUUACUCGCAAAACUCGUCGGAACUAUGAAUAAGCCAAAUAAUCAAACGGCAUUAGCACCAACAGCAUCAAAAGUAUUUAUGGCUGAUCUCAAGAAUCUACGCAGUAUUACAGGCAUCGGCGAGAAGACGGCAUCAAGAAUUCAAGAGCUUGGAUUAAUAACAAUCCAAGAUCUUCAAGAAUGUGACAUCCAGCGAUUACAAAAGAAAUUCGGCAUUGAUAUGGCAACGAGACUUAAAGAGAUGUCACUAGGAAUUGACAUGACAGAAAUUAAAGCAACAGGAAAGCCUAAGACUGUCGGUCUUGAAGACUCAUUUCGUCCAAUCUCAAUACGAAGUGAUGCAGCUGAAAAAUUCCAAGCCUUAUUGUCCAGGCUAAUGAUACAAAUACAGGAUGAUGGUCGCGUACCACAAUCAAUUAAAGUAACGGUUAGAAAAUAUGAUCCAGUUAAGAAGAAUAGUAUUAGAGAGACAAAACAAUGUGCAUUGGCACCGUCCCUAUUUCGGUGUGUCGAUGGCAAAAUUCAAUUAAUGGAUGGUGCUGAACAAAAAAUUAUUAAAAAUGUCCUCAUGCUGUUUGACAGGAUGGUCGACUUGAAGCAACAAUUUAAUAUAACAUUAUUAGGGUUAUGCUUUAGUAAAUUUCAAGAACAAAAGAAAGGACCUGGCUCAAUUGCAAAUUAUUUAAUGAAAAAACAAGACGUUGAGGUUCAAUCAAUUACGAAUUUGAGUAAUGAGACGAUAAAUGGAUCACUAAGUGAUAGUUUUCGUUCAAAAACAGCAUCGCCGUCUUCAUCAUUAAUGGACUUUGAGACGCUCUCAAAUAAUUCACUAGACUUGUCUGGAUCAUCGGAAACGGAGUUGGAACCGUCACCUAAAAAACGUAAAAAGCUCAACUUAUUGCUCGUCGCUAGAAAUCGGCGAUACUCAAGUAAUGAUGACAUUGCAUCGCCUAGUAAACUUAAUGUCUCGGAUUUGCAUUUAAAUGGUACAUCGAUGGAUACGUCAACGCCUAUCCGUAUUAUUUCACCAUUGUGUAAGAAUCCUGAGCCUAUUGCGUGUUCGUCCACAAAGCAAACGGAAAUUCCACCGAAUAUUGAUCGGUCAGGUGAGAUUAAGGUUUAUUUCCGUCGUGGAUUAAAAUUAAUCUUUGAGGAUUGAAAAAAAAUAUUAAAAUUUAAAUCCUGUUGAAUUAAAAAAUUAAUCCCGAGAUUAAAGUUAAAUCCAGCGGAUUAAGUGAUAUUUUCAUGUCAUUUGCAGUAUGGCAAGAACUUCCGUUAGAAGUUCAACGUGAAUUGAUGAUGAAUUGGCAAACAACAGCAUCAAAUGCUACAAAUUCUUCAACCAUUCCGUCAAGUCAUCAUGCAAAGACACGACUAAGCAGCACAAAAACGAACAACAAUACCUUACAUAAAUAUUUCGUUCAAAAUUCUUAAUUUAUUUCAUUUUUCUUUAUCUUCCUGUCACGAGAAUAUAUAUAUACAUUGUGUAAUUUUAAGUGUACCAUAAGUUUUCCAUCCCUCCCCCCAUUUAUUCUCAUAUUAGAUUUAUAUUGUAAGUAAGUUUUUUUUAUAUACAUAGCAUGAGGAUGGAUAGAAUCAAGAUUCCAUCAGAUGUGCAGGGAAGAAAAAAAAACAGAAUAUUAAAUUUAGAAACUUUCAUCUCCAUUUAUUAAUUAAUUAAAUAAGAAAGAAGCAUAUAUAUUCAUUUAUUAUAAACAAUUGGAAAAAGAGAUAAUAUUACUAUUUUUUAUGGUGUACACGAUUAUUUAGCUAUUAUCAAUAA
Molecule: messenger RNA, 2576 nt
Organism: Chironomus riparius
Lineage: Eukaryota; Metazoa; Arthropoda; Insecta; Diptera; Chironomidae
Source: the annotation of a GenBank genome assembly